AUGGCUGCUCACCUUCAGCGUUGCCGUCCAUGCGACUCCGACACUGGGGCUUCUUUCAUUCCUGAAUCGGCCCUAACGCGCAGGGCCGCCCUGCCGCCCGCCGGCCGGAUUUUGCAUCGUCGGUCUUAUAGUGCCGUUGCACCUAUUGCAAGGGCUUCCAGGAGCAGCAGCAAGCAAAGCAGCAAUAGCGGCCUGCAAAGCCUUUUCCUGUCGGACAUCUCGCUCAUUGGCCAGCGCACACCGUUGCUCCUGGGCUUCUUCAACUACUUUGAGCGCCAUCUGCCGCACGUAGGCUUUUUCGAGCCCAUAGCCCAUGAGGCUUUGGCUUCUUCUGAGCUGAAGAUCGACCGGCAUGUGGAGCUAGUGUACAAGGUGUUCAAUCUCAAGGGGGACGCCACCCGCAUGACCGGUGUGCAGGACGCGGAGGCGGCACGGAUGAUAGCAAACGGUCAGCACAGUGAGCUCUUGGACCGGAUUUACGCAAACUUUGUAUCGUACAAGGAGGGUCACGACUUGGUGUUGGUAGAGGGCCCGGGCCCGCUCAUGGGCGGUACGGAGCUGGAUGCGCAGAUCGCUGCCACCAUUAACGCCCCCGUGCUCAUGACCAUGACGGGAUCUCCCAACUGCAGCGUUUCAGAUUACUACAACCGGGCGAUGGUAAAGCGGCAGGUGUUUUUGGACCACAAGGUUGAGGUGCUGGGUCUCGUCAUGAACGGGCUCCCGCGCAACAGCCACGCGCUCAUGACUGCCCAACUAAAGGCCCGGUUCAACCAGUCGGGGCUGCCCUUCGCGGGGGCGAUUCCACAGGACCCCAUCCUGAAAAAUGUCCGGUUGGACGAGGUGCAGACGGCCCUGCAGGCCGUACGGUUGUACGGCGAUUCCCUGCUGACUGACGUUGAGUUUGACGACGUUGUGGUUGGCUGCCAGCGGUUGGAGGAGCUGCUGGAAAUCCUGGGGGAAAGACCUGGGGGCCGUCCCCUAGUCAUCACCUCCGCCGAUCGACUGGACAUUGUGUUGGGGCUGCUGGCGGCCCAGCUGUCCGUCAGCGGCCCGGGGGUCGCUGGAGUGCUGCUCACGCAGGCGGGCUCCUCGCGGUCCGGAAGGAACUACGCCAGGGAUACCAUUGACCGCAUCUUUGCCGGCCUGGUGAACAGCGGCCUCUACAAGGGCAGCUUGCUGCCGCGACUAUUCGAGCAGUACGUGGACGCCAACGCGGUGGUGGCGGAGCUGCAGCGCAUCAAGCCCACGCGGAUGACACCCAAAAUGUUCAUGCAUACUCUUAAAACCAUGUGCAGGGAGAACCCCCAGCACAUCAUCCUGCCCGAGUCCGAUGACAAGCGCGUGUUGGCUGCUGCUGCCGAUGUGACCACGCGGGGCCUGGCCAAGAUCACCUUGCUGGGUGACCCCACCACCAUCACGGCGGAGGCGGCCAAGCUGGGACUGGACCUGUCCCAGUGCAACAUCCACAACCCCAACACCGCGGGUCGCUUUGAUGCGUACGCUGAGUUGCUGGUGGAGCUUCGGAAGCACAAGGGCAUGACUCCGGACCGGGCGCUGGAUACACUACACGGCGACAUGAAUUUUUAUGCCACGAUGAUGAUCGCGGCGGGGGAUGCGGACGGUAUGGUAUCGGGAGCCUGCCACACAACCGCCUCGACUGUCAGACCAGCGAUGCAGGUGCUCAAGAGCGCGGACUCUCCCCUGGUGUCGUCGGUCUUCAUCAUGUGUUUGCCUGACAGGGUGGUGGUGUACGGCGACUGCGCCGUGAACGUCAACCCCACCGCCGCGGAGCUGGCCACCAUCGCCAUCACCUCCGCCGACACCGCCGCCGCGUUUGGCAUCGAGCCACGAGUGGCCAUGUUGUCGUACUCGACACUGGGCUCCGGAACCGGUCCGGAUGUCCUGAAGGUGGAGGAGGCGGUUGCACUGGCCAAGGCCCGCCGACCCGACUUGAAAAUCGAGGGACCCAUCCAGUACGACGCGGCUAUCGACCCCAAGGUGGCAGCAGUCAAGGUUACUGGCGGCAGUGAAGUGGCGGGCAAGGCUACGGUGUUUGUGUUCCCGGAUCUAAACACCGGCAACAACACGUAUAAGGCAGUGCAGCAAAGCUCGGGAGCCAUCGCCAUGGGCCCCAUCAUGCAGGUACCUGUGUGGGGUGGGUGGCCUUACCUUCCCUGGCCUGGUCUGCUCAAGCCGGUGAACGACCUGUCUCGCGGGUGCACCGUCCCCGACAUCGUCAACACCAUCUGCGUCACGUCCAUCCAGGCCAGCAGGCUUCGCCGGGGCAACCGCCAGAGCGCCGAUAGCACGCCCACGCAAAGCAUGGACGGCGGGCCCGGUCCCAGUAACGGUAACGGCAACGGUAAUGGCAACGGUAGUGGUGUUAUUCCGCCGCAGCUGGCCAUUGUUUAA
Messenger RNA from Volvox carteri f. nagariensis, 2412 nucleotides. RefSeq names its product phosphate acetyltransferase. The record is from RefSeq and is a predicted model, not a curated record. Lineage: Eukaryota; Viridiplantae; Chlorophyta; Chlorophyceae; Chlamydomonadales; Volvocaceae. The coding region runs from base 1 to 2412 and encodes 803 amino acids. Gene Ontology annotation, molecular function: acetyltransferase activity. The transcript has 21 exons.